UGCUUCUCAACCACUGUUAUUAUUGUUCAACUAGCCACGAGAUGAUUUGGGCGGCAACUUAGCACAAUAAUGUAAUAAUGUAAUGUCUAGUCCGAAGACUUGUCUGCAUGACUCGCAAUAUGGCAUGGCCAUUGCAAUGCGUCAACGCAGUUUCGUAAUGUUAUGCAUUCUGGAUGCAGUGAUAGUUUUAACUGUACUACAUCAACGUUGGUGGUUGGCAUACACCACUCAACCAGCAACGACCAGUGCCGCGACGACCAUCCCCACGAGGGCGCCAGCAGCCACUGGCAAGGGUCUCAACAGUAGAAAUGUCAAGCGACUGAGUGUCGCUGCAACGCCACCGGCAGCAUGGAUCGUGCCGACUCCAGCCACAACAGUUCCAAACGUAGCCAUGGCAAGGGGCACAAGCAUGGCGCAUGCACAGCUCAACAUUGGCAUCAUCAAGGCCCCGAUGAUGGCAGCUAGAGCAAAGUACUGAAGCCAGUGGACAACUGCACC
Messenger RNA from Aphanomyces astaci, 498 nucleotides. RefSeq lists its product as hypothetical. Bases 83 to 478 code for a protein of 131 amino acids. The transcript has a single exon. The record is from RefSeq and is a predicted model, not a curated record. Lineage: Eukaryota; Oomycota; Saprolegniomycetes; Saprolegniales; Verrucalvaceae.